UUGAUAAACAAACGAAUUCCGAACAGAGUCCGGUUAUCAGUUUGUCGCGUUCCGGGCAGUGUUUUUUUCGAGGUUUUUUAAUCGCUGAAAUGACCAGCGGACGUCCACCGAAAUCGCACGUCAGUAACCCACAUUUGGACAAUGGCCAUCAGCUGUUCAACGAAAUGGAAAAAAACGAAAUCUAUCGGAGGGCAGCCAAAAUGCUCCAGGAACGCUGUAAAGCCAUUCAGAAAAGCAACGAGCGAACCGUGCACAGAAUUCACAUGGUGAAGAAAUUAUUGAAAAGACGAACCCGGGAGGUGGAAAUACUGAAAAAUCGACUAGACAAGCAUAAAGAUGGAUGGCGCUCAGCUCCGCAACCGAUGGCCGUGAAGUUGGAAGAAAGUCAAGCCGAUAUCUAAGUACCUUUUGAAAUAUUUUUAAAUUAAAGUACCUACGAUUCUAAUUUUUUUUACGGAAAA
This is a messenger RNA of Uranotaenia lowii, 461 nucleotides long. RefSeq lists its product as uncharacterized. Bases 90 to 401 code for a protein of 103 amino acids. The transcript has 2 exons. Gene Ontology annotation, cellular component: Ino80 complex. NCBI's taxonomy places the organism in Eukaryota, Metazoa, Arthropoda, Insecta, Diptera, Culicidae. The record is from RefSeq and is a predicted model, not a curated record. Gene Ontology annotation, molecular function: DNA binding. Gene Ontology annotation, biological process: positive regulation of apoptotic process; apoptotic signaling pathway; apoptotic process.